AUGCUAUCUUUUUGUGUAUCGAUCUUUUCUGUUUGUUAUUUCACUGUUUUUUCAACUAUCAUCUAUCUAUCUAUCUAUCUAUCUAUCUAUCUAUCUAUCUCAGUCUGCUUUUUCUGUUCAGAUUAUCUAUCUAUCUAUCUAUCUAUCUAUCUAUCUAUCUAUCUAUCUAUCUAUCUAUCUCAGUCUGUUCAAAUCUAUCUAUCUCUCUAUCUAUCUCAGUCUGUUCAGAUUAUCUAUCUAUCUAUCUAUCUAUCUCAGUCUGUUCAGAUCUAUCUCUCUAUCUAUCUCAGUCUGUUCAGAUCUAUCUAUCUAUCUAUCUUCCACUCCGCCCACAAAAUAUCGGAAAUAUUUCCACCUUCUUUGAAUUUUAAUCUGUUUUCCCUUAAUAACAAACGUGAAUAUUGGCGCAAGCGCGGACAUAGACAUCAUCUCUCUCUCUCUCUCUCUCUCUCUCUCUCUCUCUCUCUCUCUCUCUCUCUCUCUCUGUAA
This is a messenger RNA of Acanthosepion pharaonis, 489 nucleotides long. The record is from the annotation of a GenBank genome assembly. Lineage: Eukaryota; Metazoa; Mollusca; Cephalopoda; Sepiida; Sepiidae.